Messenger RNA from Cherax quadricarinatus, 1699 nucleotides. The record is from RefSeq and is a predicted model, not a curated record. NCBI's taxonomy places the organism in Eukaryota, Metazoa, Arthropoda, Malacostraca, Decapoda, Parastacidae.
GUGUAGUGUAUAUAUAUAUAUAGGAAGUGGGAGAGCACAGGAGUCAUUCAGUGCCUUCGGUUGUGGACGUCUACACUGUAUUCGCUCCUCACUGUCCUAAACUAGUGGCGUCAUCUUCCUGUCUCAUCUUUCAGCCUACUCGUUUAUAAGCAUCCAGCAGCAGUUAUGGGGUGGAUAGCUGUGUCAGUGGUUGCUCUGAUGACUGCGGUCGUGACGACAGUGGGUAGCACCGUCCCUCACUGCUUUGCUGACAACAACAGCAACCCUUCCAGAAGCUUUAACACAGACCUCAGUGGCAUCAGCGACUUCGGCUUCGACCUCUACAGGGAGCUCUCCAGCAAGGGCACAGCCAAGAACUUCUUUUUCUCCCCUUACAGCAUAUGGACAGCACUUACCCUGAGUUACCUCGGGUCAGCGGGAAAUACAAAGACCCAGUUGGAAGCCAGUCUCAGGGUUACUGGCAAAACAUCAACAUUGAGGCUGUGGCGAGCACUUGAAACUAUGUACGCUCAGCGGGCCGCCUCCAACCCUCAGUACACCUUCAACAUGGCCAACCGUGUCUACUUCGACAACAUUCUUCACCUUCGACCUUGCAUUACUAACAUCCUCCACAAAGAGCUGCAUAUUGUCGACUUCUCCGAUGUUCAUGGAACUUCAACUAGUAUCAACGAGUUCGUGUCUAGCACCACUAAGGGCCGCAUUCCUGAGCUGGUUACCCCAGAUGACAUGGUGGACGCUCUCAUGGUGCUGGUCAACGCAGCUUACUUCAAGGGGACCUGGAGGUACCAGUUCAAACCUUCCUCCACCACAACCCAGAGUUUCUUCGUCAGCUCCAGCAACUCUGUCGAUGUGCCCAUGAUGAAGCUCAAGACCAAUCUCAGGCUAGCUCAGUCGACGGAGCUGGGAGCCCAAAUUCUGGAACUGCCUUAUGCUGGCGACGUCAUCUCCAUGUUGCUGCUGCUGCCAGAUGUGGAAGGAGAGGCAGGGUUCUCCAACAUGGUGUCAGCCCUGAGUGGUGGGUCCCUCUCCAGGGUCACCAGCGGAUGGAGUUCACAACGUGUGCUCGUAGAGCUUCUCCUGCCCAAGUUUAAACUGGAAAAGACGCUCAAGAAUGAGUUGAAGGAGGGCCUCAUAAACCUGGGCAUCCGCGACCUGUUCAACAGCUCUCUGGCUGACCUGACGGAUUUCGUAGAAGAAAACCAUCUCAGCGUCAGUAAGACCAUCCACAAGGCCUUCGUUGAGGUGUCUGAGGAGGGCACGGAGGCGGCGGCGGCGACGGCGUUGAUAGCCUACACAAGGUCCAGCUUCAGCAAGGCAUAUCAACUUGUCCACAAGUUCCACUGCAACAGACCCUUCGUGUUCAUCAUUCACGACAACCAGGCCAAGAACGUGCUCUUCAUGGGAGCUUACAAGUCUCCCCCUAGAGACAGUAGGAAAAUAAGCGGUGGGUGGAGAAAUUAAACACAGGCAUUGAGAUGAAAUGAAAAAAAAAUUCUUAAAAUUAUAUAAUGGGAGAGACAGAGAUCCAUAUAGAGAGAGAAGUAUAGGAAUGACUGAAAUAUAGUAAAUAUAUUUAAGUGUAUAUAAGAAAGCUGCUCCCAUUUCCUUGCGAAUAAGAACAGACGUUGAUUUGAACCAUGGUCCGGUUUUCUGUUUAUUCGUUCUCAUUCGGUGAAAGAAUAAAUAUAAGAACGGUUGA